GUAGGUAGAAAAGAAACCCAACGAUUGUGUUAAACUGUACGAGAGGGUGGAGUGUUCCUUUAAUAGCCUAGAUCCGCCUGAAAUAUUUGUUGAAAUAUUACAAGCUUUAGUAGGAGGAUACACUGAAGGCCUUAAAUAACAGGAGCACAAAAACACCAGUCACCAGCUCUGUUGAACAGGAAAGUAAAAUGGCACUGUAUGAAACUCCAGCUAGGCUACUUGAUACAUUCAUAAUGAACAAUCUCCAACCAGAUGAGAGAUUCCUCUCUCAAGUGCGGACAGCUGUUAAUAUUAUAUGUGACUUUCUGAAAACAAACUGCUUUAAAAACUCGGGAAGCAAAACCAAAGUGAUAAAGGUGGUUAAGGGUGGAUCCUCCGCAAAGGGAACAGCAUUAAAAAAUGGAUCAGAUGCAGAUCUUGUUGUCUUCCUUAACUGCUUUAACAACUACAAAGAUCAGAAUGCAAACAGAAAGGAAAUCCUAAAUGAAGUAACAGCCAUGCUAAAAAAAUGUCAGGAAGAAAAACGCUUUGAUGUAGACAUUGUUCCCAAUAAAUGGCCUAAUCCACGAGUUCUUAGCUUCAGCAUAAAAUCCAAAGAACUGUAUGAAUCAAUUGAAAUGGAUGUCCUGCCAGCUUUUGAUGCCUUAGGUACAGCAAAAAUAAAAGAGGGACUGUGGGGCUAAAGGGAUCAGAAUGAUUGAACUGUAAAUUUAAUUUCCAGACAGUCCAUUUAAAAAAAGUGGUCACCAAACCUUGGAAAGUUAGUUUUUAAAUCUUUCUGAUUGUUGACUUCCUUAUUGAGCUUUAUAAUCGCUUUUUGUAAAGAAACAGAUAUCACUAUUUACACUAUAGUCUGAUAAUGUGGUGGACUGAUUUCAUUCUGUCUUCUGUAAGCUUAAAAACUUUAUAGGUCCUCAGAAGUUGAAUUCCUGUAGAACAGCUGAUUUAAGAACUCAAUAAUUAUUGCUUUCUUUAAAUAGUACUAGGCAUGCAUUACAGCUAAUUGAUGCCUAUAGAACUUUCUAUCAAAACUGAAGUAUUUUUUAUUUUCAUGUCCUGUUACUGAUUCUAACUACCAUAUUUUUAACAGCUGCUGCAUUAUAAAUAAAUGUACAGAGAAGUUUGAGGGAA
This is a messenger RNA of Protopterus annectens (West African lungfish), 1131 nucleotides long. Its product is annotated as 2'-5'-oligoadenylate synthase 3-like. Gene Ontology annotation, biological process: defense response to virus; regulation of ribonuclease activity; negative regulation of viral genome replication. The transcript is spliced from 2 exons. The coding region runs from base 189 to 683 and encodes 164 amino acids. The record is from RefSeq and is a predicted model, not a curated record. Gene Ontology annotation, molecular function: double-stranded RNA binding; 2'-5'-oligoadenylate synthetase activity. Gene Ontology annotation, cellular component: cytosol; nucleoplasm; membrane. NCBI's taxonomy places the organism in Eukaryota, Metazoa, Chordata, Ceratodontiformes, Protopteridae.